Messenger RNA from Penicilliopsis zonata CBS 506.65, 3639 nucleotides. RefSeq lists its product as hypothetical. Gene Ontology annotation, molecular function: ubiquitin-ubiquitin ligase activity. The transcript is spliced from 7 exons. Gene Ontology annotation, cellular component: nucleus; ubiquitin ligase complex; cytoplasm. The coding region runs from base 247 to 3441 and encodes 1064 amino acids. Gene Ontology annotation, biological process: protein polyubiquitination. The record is from RefSeq and is a predicted model, not a curated record. NCBI's taxonomy places the organism in Eukaryota, Fungi, Ascomycota, Eurotiomycetes, Eurotiales, Aspergillaceae.
CCUCUCUCCUGCUCUCCAGGACCUGUUCUGCAUCUUUUCGCAGUCACUACAGGCGGGGCAAGCCUCUCUCGGUCGGGAAUCCAACUCCCGGCUUGUGGCCAUACGGUCUUGUGUCUCUGCAGUAUUCUGCCCCGCUGAGGGAGAUACUGAUUGAUCAGUCGUCACUAAUUAGUUACUCUGCUGGUACCUAUCUCCAGGGUGCCUGAACCUAUCUCCCCUUAACCCAGGUGUCGUGGUAUCAGCAACAUGUCGGAUGCGCUCUCCGAAGCGGAUAAGAUCCGCAAUAAGCGUCUCGCGAAGCUGGGAAAUCCGUCAUCGUCGUCUUCACAGGCCUCGUCGCAAGCUCCCAACGACUCAGAGCCUGCAGCCGACCGGCCGGCGACACCGCAGCUAGGCAUCGCCCCUCAAAUAAACCAGCCAUCCCGUUCGUCGAGUGCUGCUGCCAGCGGCGCCCCCUCUCCGUCGGCUUCUCCACGACCAGAUGUCCAGCAGCAGUCCGAAGGAAAACGUAUCAAGAUCAGCCCCGCGGCGACGCCGACGAUACGAGCAGAUGAGACGCUGGAGGACUUUGAGAACCGCACGCUGAGCGCGGUGUUCAAGCUCUCCUUGGACGAGGGCCGGCAGCAGGACAUUCAUGGGCACAGGCUGACCUAUCUGCCGGGCUUAAGGAGCGAGCUGGAAGAUGAGGGUCGGGGUCUGCGCGUCGACACCUCAGUGCUAGACCAGGCUCUUCUGGAAGCCGCGUCGAAUGCGGAUCGACAGAAGCCUUUGGAUUAUCUCUUGCCGUGCUGGAAGAGGAUCCAGCGGCUCUACAAGGGCUUCCGCCGAGUGCGAGACGAUGAUCCGAGGUUCAGCGUCAUCUGUGAGGCCAGGCGCCUCUGUUUGAGCUACUGUAUCUUUGCUAUUACUAUGCCGGAGAUGUUUGGACUCGACUCAUCUGCAAAGUCCCCGCUUCAGCAACAUCUACUUUUGGACCCUGAGGAUGACAAGGGGGUUGAUUUUGAGUUCCUGGCCGAGGCGGUGCGGAGGUUUGAAGAAGAUGACACGAUCAAGCCUGCUCUCAUUGCUGCCGUAGAGGGACUUAGUCGGGAUCUUGCAAAGAAAAAUGUCAAUGAUGAUUAUAAACCAUAUGUUUUGGCUCUGCGAAACCUUGUUCGUCAUGCUACCAUUGCAGCUGCUAUUACCGAGUCGCCCAUAUUCAACACAUCGAAGGACCCUGCGUCCUUUGAGAAAGUAACUCUGUUGGGUCCGUGGUUUGCACUAUCUCCCCUCCAGAGCGAUGUCACCAUGUCCUACUUUUCCAGCCCGAAAACACGAGACCAGGCGUAUAUUUUGAACUCUCAGAGAUCCCUUCGAAUGACGCAGCAAAUCCUCAACUCCGACCUUCUCGACAUAAUCAACCAUAUGAUUCGAGCGUCGAAAGAUGCGAGAGACCGGGUCCUGGACUGGUUUGCGGCGGCAUUGAACAUCAAUCACAAGCGAAGAGCCAUGCAAGUCGAUCCCACUACAGUAUCAUCGGAUGGGUUUAUGUUUAACCUCACUACCUGCAUGGAUCAACUUUGCGAACCUUUCAUGGAUGCUACGUUUACCAAGAUCGAUCGAAUCGAUGCCAACUAUCUCCAUCGCAACCCUCGCGUCAAUAUGAAAGAUGAAACGAAGAUCAACGCCGAUCAGCAUGCCUCUGAAAAAUUCUACUCCAAGUCGGCUGAGGGCACGUCGAACUUCAUCACUGAGAUCUUCUUCUUGACGGUUGCUGCCCACCACUAUGGUAGUGAAUCGCUGACGUCAAAGUUGGAGCAGCUGGAAAAGGACCUCCGCCAUAUGGAAUCAACAAUCAACAAGUUUGAGCUCGAAAGGCAUAAAUGGCUGAACAACCCCGCCCAGCUGCGGGUGUUUGAGCAGGCUCUAAAGAAAUACAAGGACAAGUUCGAUCUUGGCCUGGCCUUGAAGUACAGCCUCCAGGGCUUACUCUUUGACGAUCAAUGGCAGGCACGCUCGAUGUUGUUCAUGCGAUAUGUUAUAGUCUGGUUGCUACGGCUCGUCUCUGGCAAGAACUUCCCCAAGGAACAGAUCCAGUUGCCUCUGCCGGAAGAACAGCCGGAAAUUUUCCAGUGUCUUCCCGAGUACUUCUUGGACGACAUUGUCAGCAAUUUCAAGUUCAUUAUGUGGUGCAUGCCCCAGAUCAUCACUGCCACGCAAGGCGAUGAACUUGUCAUGCUCUGUGUGGCUUUCUUGGAAAGUUCAGACUACAUCAAGAAUCCAUAUCUGAAGGCGGGUUUGGUUUCGAUUCUCUUCCGCGGGACAUGGCCGCGCCCUGGUGGCGCCCGGGGCUCUCUGGUAGACUUGUUGAAUUCCAUGCCCUUUGCCAACGAAUAUCUCCUACACUCUCUGAUGAAAUUCUACAUCGAGGCCGAGCAUACGGGGGCCCACACCCAGUUCUACGACAAGUUCAACAUCCGUUACGAGAUCUUUCAGGUCAUCAAAUGCAUCUGGCCCAACCCUCUCUAUCGAACCAAGCUCUUGAACCAGGCCAAGCAGAACCUGGACUUCUUCGUUCGAUUCGUUAACCUUCUUCUCAAUGACGUGACGUAUGUUCUUGACGAGUCUUUCAGCGCAUUCGUCACCAUUCAUGACACCCAGGUGGAACUCACCCGGAAUGGCACCACCAUGGACCAGGCCAUCCGACAGGAAAAAGAAGAGGCGCUGGCUGCGGCGCAGAACAAGGCCAAAUCCUACAUGCAGCUGACGAAUGAGACGGUGUCCAUGCUGAAACUCUUCACCGAGGCGUUGGCAGACUCUUUCACCAUGCCUGAGAUCGUGCAGCGACUCGCGGACAUGCUGGACUAUAACCUGGACGCGAUGGUGGGGCCGAAGAGUUCCAAUCUCCGUGUCGACAACCUGCAGGAGUACGGGUUCAAUCCACGGGCCCUGCUGAGUGAGAUUGUUGAUGUCUAUCUCAAUCUCCUAGAGAAAGAGAACUUCAUCUAUGCCGUCGCCCGAGACGGACGUUCUUAUAAGCCAGCCAACUUUGAGAGAGCGGCCGACAUCCUUCGCAAAUAUUCUCUGAAGUCGCCUGAGGAAAUGAAGAAGUGGGACGUGUUGCAGAAGAGAGUUAAGGAGGCCAAGGAAGCCGACGACCAGGCCGAGGAGGAUCUUGGAGAGAUUCCGGAUGAGUUCCUGGAUCCUCUCAUCUAUACCUUGAUGGAAGACCCCGUCAUUCUCCCGAGCUCUAAAAUAUCCAUUGACCGCUCGACCAUCCGGUCUCAUCUCCUCAGCGAUCCUCAUGAUCCGUUCAACCGUGUCCCUCUCAAGAUGGAGGAUGUGAAGCCAGACACCGAACUCAAAGCCAAGAUCGAGGCCUUCAAGGCCGAUAGGAUAGCCGCCAAACGACAGCCACUUGCCCACUCUGCGCCGGACGGUAUGGACACAUCUUCCGGUUGAGGCUGUGUAGUAUUUGGGACCUGCAUUCCCAUCUGACAGCUCCUUGCCUUUGGGAAAAGCUCAUCAAGUCCGUGGAUUAGUCAACCAAUGUAUACGUCAUCGGCUAGCUGUAGGUGUGCUCAUGAUUUCCAUAACUAGUAAAUCCUCUACAAUCACUCCGUACGUCCCAAGAACAGUUCUUGGUAAUCGUUUCCAGCU